AUGGACACUAUUAAAUAGAAAUGGAAAAACUAUACACUAUAAAAACGACUGAAAGACCUUUGGGAGGAUUAUAAGAAGGUUUCAAAUUUAUCGGAGGAUCCCUAGACGCUAAAAAAGUAAUGUGUAUUUUUGUGAAAAGAUUCCAACAAUUCCUUGAAUAGGCGAACAUAACAAUUAAGAAUUUUUUAAAAAGCGAUGAUCAGCAACUAGAAGUCAUCCUGGGUGAUGCUAAUCAAGUGUUGGUUGUGAUAUUGGAUUAUUUGAAUAAAUUUCCGGAAAUAUAAAAAAGGUUAUAUUUAUAUUAACCUUAUCUUUAGAAACGCGGACUAAGGGCAAUUAGUUUAAGAUAUAAUGGAGUAGUGCAUUUAAUUGGCAGAAUAAAUUUUAAGAGAACCAAAGUAUCGCAAAAGUGUUGAGAAUUCUCAUAAUGUCUUGUCCGACUUUCUAAAUUUAAUCGAAAAAGCACAGAAGACUGAAUCCAAAGUUCUAAUCAUAAAGCUUAUUGUAUUUGCUUUUUUAUAACAAAGGUUUUAUUUUCCGAGAAUCUCAAUUAGAGGAUUGAAUUUUUUGAAUAAUAAGGAUUCCACAAAUUGCUCUCAAUCUUAAUGAACAAGGAUCCACAACUUAAUCGUGUGAUAUCGAAGGCCCUCUUGCAUUUUUUGCUAAUAGAAGAUAUAAAUCAGGUAGUAAUAUGCAAUGUUGAGGAUGGACAAGAAUAAACAAUAAAAUAAAAAUUUAGUAAAAUAGCCGUGUCAUUGAGAUCUUUUGCAUUUCAAGGUAUUGACUCUUUAUUGAUAUUACUUCAGAAUUGUCAAAGGUGUUCCUUCCUACUCAAAACAAUAAAUAAUUAAGCAUCAAGUAGUUUUGUGUUGAAAAGAAGGAAAUCCUAACAUUAUCACAAGCUAUCGAAUAAUAAAUAAGUUUGCAAUCCAUUUUUGAAGUGGACUUAAGUUUCUACAUGAAUUCACAAUCAAUAAGCAGGUCCACCUCAGAUUAGGAUCAGAAUAAAAAUGAAAUUUAUGAGAAAAUUAUUAGCAUAAGUAGUACACCUCCAGAUAGACUGGCCUUAUCAUAAACGUAAUCUGAUAGGUCUCAAUCUGAAGACAUACUUAAAGAAUUUCAAGUUCUCUAAGGAGGAUUCAAAGCCAUUUUGGAAACACUUGAAAAGGCAACAUCUGAAGUCUAAGUGGAUUUGCUUUAAACCGUUCAGCAGAUCCUUCAAAAUAAUGCUCGAAAUAAAAUUGAGUUUAAAAGAGUCAAUGGUUAUCAAUUACUAAGUGACUUUAUUACUAAUAAGGACUAAUAGGAUGAGCAAUUUUAAUAGUAAUUCUACAAUUUCUUAAAACAAAUAUCAACUACAGAUACUGAGAUUGAUGAUUUAGAUGCAUUCACACUUAUGCUUGAGUUGUUGCCUGUAUAAUAGGAUAAAAUUCUGAAUAUAAUUGUGGAAGUUUUAAAUUAAAAUUGGAAAAAUGUUAUCAUUGCUAAAAGACUAAAGUUAUACUAUUAUUUGGCUAUCAUUUAAAUGAGGUAGUAUUUGUCAUCUGAGUAAAUUGCUGAGAAAUUCUGUAAUAUUGAUAACGAGUACAUUUUUACUAAUUUUAAAAAUAUUUUAGUUAAGGUUAAAUUUUAAUAAUCUGAGGAGAUCUGUUAACAAUUGUUUUAACUAUAUGAAUAACUAAACUAGUUGGAAGGAUUCUACAGUCUUGAAUUUGAAGCAAUCUAAAGUUAAUUGGCCAUUCUAUUUAUUGAUGAUAUCGAUAUUUUUAAAUAAAUUGUUGGAUUCGCAUUCAAAAUGAUAGAAUUGAAGAUGAGCAAGAAAUGUAGAUACAUGAAUUCCUUUGAUCAUCAAAGUGAAUUGGCAUUUAAAAACUUUAGUAUUAUUUUUGAUUAAAUUUACCAUUCAUUCUUAAAAGCAAAAAAAAAUAAUAUGCAAGAUGCAAAGGAUCAAUCCAGUUAUGUGUUUUUUAUAUAGAUAGCUGAAAUUAUUAACUAAUUCUUAGUGUGUGAUCACAAUAUUUAGAAACAGGAAGUAGACAUAUUCAAAAAUAUGGUUAGUUAAAACAGAUGUGAGUAGUUUAUGAAUUUAAUCAAGCCGAAUCUUAAAUUAAUUUAAAGUAAGUAAAUAUUAGAACUAUUCGAUUUUGAAUAUAAUGAAAAGAGUAAUUUGGCAAUUGCUCACUUAUAAUUUCGAUUAAAUUAAGUGUUGUUUAAUUCACUAGCGGGAAUUAUGAGACAUAAUGAUUUUAAAAUUGAACCUCAAAUGGUUUUAUACUUGGUCUAUUCUCAGUACGAAAUGUGGAAUGCUUUAGAACAACAGCCUCAAAAUCCUAUCACCCCCUUACUAGAAUUCUUAAUGGAUAUUUCGAAACUCAGUUCAUAAUACUUACAAUGCAUUUCCCACUUCUUUUUCAAAAUCAAAUUGCGUGAUGAAAACACUCUUGUGAUUGAAAAUCUUAUAUCAUUUUUAAAGUAAUUCGACUUCAAAAACCAAGACUUAAUUGUCAAUAUGCUGAUUUCAAUUUGUAAGAAUUUGCCUUAUUAUUAUGACAUGGUUAACUUAUAUCCUGUUUUAAUAUAAUAUAUUGAAACUUACUUGAACAAAGUGGAUCUAGAGUUAUGGUUCGACUUUGUGUUUUCAGGAGAAACCAUUAAAAAGUUAAAUGAACAAAAUUAUGGAGCAACAAUGAGUGAUAUCCUGAGCUUACUCUCAAUUCACAGUAUGUUUUAAGAAAAAGUGUUUGAUAAGAUGAUCAAUGGGGAAUAUUUGACUAACUCUUUUGCCACUCUUCAGUAUGAAACAACAAAGGAGCAAAGUAUUAAAUUAUCAAAUAUAUUAUAUUUGUUGAAUGCCAAAAGCAAUAAGAUCAAGGUAAUUAUUUAAAUAAUCCAAGAACCCCAUUUACAGCAACAAGUAAAAAUUCUUCUAAUUGAUAUAAAAACUGAUAAAUGGCGAAGAGUUCUCAAAUUAACUAUGUAACACGGUGUUCAAACUUGUAUUUUGGAAUUUCGAUAGUUAUCAUCUCCUCUACACAGAGAACAGCAGUAAUGUUUCUUCAGUUAUGGGAAGAAGUGAAUUUGCUGAAAUCAUUUAAAAAACCCAGAAACAAUAUUUAGAAAAUAAGCAACCCAUUUAACACAUAACUAAUUUGGAAUCGCUGGAGCUUUUCUUUUUGAUGCUAGGUAAAAAUAAAUCAUAGAGUUACAUAAUUGAAAUUUUGAAGAUUUUUGAAUCAAUUUUGGAUAACCAAAACUUAGCCACUUUAUUAGAUUCCAAUAUAAUAUAAAGUUUAUGUAUGUUAUUGUAGAACACAGACAAGAGGAUUGUGUAGCAAAUAUAUACAAUAAUUAGAACAAUUAUAUAGUAUGAUUUAAGUAAGUCAACUAAAUUGAAGAUUAUUGAUAUAUUAAAAAGACAUGAUGAUGCAUCUCAUAUUUUAAUAGACUAUUUAAAGGAUUUAUUGUAGAAUCCAGUGAUAAAAAAUGAUCAUGUGACCUUUUUAAAAAACUUUGACAUUUUAGUAAAGAAUUUUGAAGAGUUGGUGGGUUUCAAUGAAGAAAUAGACAUUUUAUUGUUUCAAAUAAUCAAUUUGAUGGCAUCUAAGAAUUCUCCAGAAAUACGAUCAGUGUUAAAACAGUUGAAUCUCUUUGAAUAUAGAGAUAAUCUGGCAUUGCAAAUAAUAAAAUAUAAAAUGGACCCAUAAUAGUUGAUGGAUAUACUAUCAGGAAUUCCAUUUGCCUAAUUGUGUAACAGUAGAAAUUUUAAGGAAUCCCAUUGUAUGGCUUAUUUAUUGCAAAGAUUGAUUUAGCACAAGGAUCAUUUCGGUUUACCACUUUUAAUAAUAAAGAUUUUAAAAUAUGAUAUAUCAACAAUAGAGGAUAAUCGAAAGUAUGUUAGUAAGCUUCUGCAGAAUGAUUAAUUGAUUAGUUUCUUUUAUCCAUAAAUGUUGAGAAAAUAAAGCAAAAGUUUAAAGUGCUUUGAUUAGGAGGAUCAGAAAAAUCAGAGAUCCAAUUCACCAGAAACGGAUGCAGCAUUUUCUCAAAACAUGACUGUCGAUCAAUUUCUAACAUUAUUUUUCAGUGAUAAAUUGUAGGAUGAGCGAUAGCAAAUAAAGUUAACAUUAGAAAGGGCACUCAUUCCUGUGGACAGUGAGUACAAGAGGUAAAUAAUGAAGUAUAAUACGAAAAAGCAGAGUCGGUUGGCCAAAUUGUCAGAAUAGGAGCAGAGUGAUAAUUUAAGAGUAAGAAUGUAUUAAUAUUUAUAGAUUUAAACUUCAAAUAAUGAUUGGGAAUUCAAGAUAUAGUCUCGUUUAAAGAAGAGUAACGAAAGAUCGAAAUUGAGAAGUCAAAAACAAUAGGAAUAAUUUGAAUAGGUGUUGGCAGAUGGAGAGAACUAAUGGUUUAAAUUGUGCUUAGGAUAAUGA
Paramecium octaurelia is the source of this 4424-nucleotide messenger RNA. The record is from the annotation of a GenBank genome assembly. NCBI's taxonomy places the organism in Eukaryota, Ciliophora, Oligohymenophorea, Peniculida, Parameciidae.